CAAAAUAGCCCAUUACCUGCUCGUCAGAACGAACCAUCUUGAUCAUUUAUCCGAAUAUAUCCCUGGAUAGAGCUCCCGGUAUUCAAGAACCAACCAUGUUCGCCGUCCCAGGUUGGUCUGUCUCGAGCUCUGCCCUCAAGCAGCAGGCCGAGCCGGCAUCACAGGCCCAGAGUCAAGCGCAACAGACCAAGGAAACUCCUAAACAGAAUGUCAAUAAAAAGCGCAAGCGAGGUGAUGAUCAUGUCACGAACAGAAAUGUUGGUGAAAUGUACCGUCGCCACAUUGAAGGCCAGAAACCCUCAUUCAAAGGUGGGAAGCAAAACGCGAACAUCUUCGGGAAGCCCGACAAGAAGAGCAAGAAGGAGCAAAAGAAUGAUGGAUUGAAGAAAGACCUGGAGUCUACGAUACAGUCAUUGGUAGAAGAAGCAGGAAUGAACAAUGAUGCUGAGGAAAGCAAGGGGAAGAAGAAGCAGAAGAAGGAAAAGCAAAGGAACAAGAAAAAUGAAAAACAGCAGCCCAUGGAAGCAAAACAAACAGCUUCUGCUGAAUCCCCGAUGGCCGACUUGAUACCAUCGGCGCCACCAACGACAGGGGCUCUCCUUACACCCCUCCAGCAGGCUAUGCGACAGAAGCUGAUUUCAUCUCGUUUCCGUCAUUUGAACGAAACGCUCUACACCACCCCAUCUACGAAAGCCCUUGAGUUAUUCACUACGAACCCGGAACUUUUCGACGAAUACCAUGCAGGAUUCUCUCGCCAAGUCAAGGAAUCAUGGCCUUCCAACCCUGUUGACGGAUACAUUAAGGCGGUUCGUACCCGAGGAGUUAUCUCAGCCCCGAGGAAAGGGAAUAGACCCGGUCAGAACCCUCGAAACCAGGGUCUACCGCUACCGAGACGACCACACGGUGCAUGCACAAUCGUGGAUCUUGGCUGUGGUGAUGCGCAGCUUGCUCGGGUUCUGAGCCCCUCAGGACAGCGACUCAACCUCAAACUCCUCAGUUUCGACCUGCACGCCCCCAAAGAUUCACUCAUAACAAAGGCCGAUAUCUCUAACCUCCCUGUUGAGGACGGUUCCGUCGACGUGGCUAUCUUUUGUCUCAGUCUCAUGGGCACCAACUGGGUGUCAUUCGUCGAGGAAGCAUGGCGUGUACUCCGCAGCGACGGCAAGGGUGAAUGCUGGGUUAGUGAAGUCAAGAGCCGCUUUGGCAAGGUGACUCGUAAGAAAGCUCAGAUCGGUGCAAGGAAGCCCAUGACCAAGGCUGAGAAGAAGAAGCUCAAGAAGAAGCAAGAUGACGAUGCUGGAUCGGAUGUAGAUGACGCGGACGUUUACGCGGAAGAUGCUCGCCCCACCAAUGACGACGAGACUGAUAUCUCAGCGUUCGUGGAGGUCUUCCGCACCCGCGGCUUUAUCCUCAAACCCGAGUCUGUGGAUAAGUCGAACAAGAUGUUCGUGAAGAUGGAAUUUGUGAAGCAGGGCGGUGCUCCGGCGAAGGGCAAGCAUGCAUCAGCCACUGGAGCGGCUCCUGCCCCUGGAAAGAAGAGGUUCAUCGACAGAAAUCCUGCUGCUGACAAUGGCAUGUCGCCAGAAGACGAGGCUGCUGUGCUCAAGCCUUGUGUGUAUAAGAUUCGAUGAUCAGAUAUGUGUAUAUAUAUAACAUUGUUAACUCUGAUUAUUGGUGGAGCCGGUGCAAGCCUAAAAAAAAAAAAAAUCUAUUUGUUCAUAUGUUAAGG
Messenger RNA from Aspergillus ochraceoroseus IBT 24754, 1729 nucleotides. RefSeq names its product 25S rRNA (adenine645-N1)-methyltransferase. The record is from RefSeq and is a predicted model, not a curated record. Gene Ontology annotation, biological process: rRNA methylation; ribosomal large subunit biogenesis. Gene Ontology annotation, molecular function: rRNA (adenine) methyltransferase activity. Gene Ontology annotation, cellular component: nucleolus. The transcript has a single exon. NCBI's taxonomy places the organism in Eukaryota, Fungi, Ascomycota, Eurotiomycetes, Eurotiales, Aspergillaceae. The coding region runs from base 96 to 1631 and encodes 511 amino acids.